AACUGUUUUAUAUAAUUGAAGAAACUAAGAUAAUAUUGGGUAUUUUAAUAAUAUUUUUUCCAAAUGUCCAACAUAACAUAACACAUGUUAUGUUGCGUUGCAAAUGCCGUCAGAUAUUACGUAUUUUCUGGGAAACAUUACAAAAUUUCCUAGAUGAUUCGCGAAUCGGCUCGUAUUUAUAUCCCAACUAUUUUAGACGAUUUAAUUUUAACUUGUUUAAAUCGCGCCCUCUCUGUUGUCUGUUUAUAUCCGCAGAGGAAAAGAGAGAGAAAAUAAAGAGAGAAACGAGAGAAAAAAGAGGAAAAAAAGAGGAAAAUCUUAUUUGUGUAACGUGCGUUGGAAUUAUCCUUAUCGAAAGCGUGUUAUCGAUUACAAGAAUCAUCUUCUAAAUUUAGGUUUCAUCGUGAUUUGUAUCUUUUUUAAAUCCUACUCGUCCGGGAAUUGAAUCGAUUGAUAUCGUUGGAUACGCGCCCCGCAAACGAUCUCGAGGCGUGUUUAAAUCGUGCUUCGAUUUGACGGUUCUCAUCCCUCCCGCUCGUACGAUACACCAUUUCCUAAUCUCAUUGAAAGCGUGACGAUUGAACGAUUUACGCCGGACGGCAGAUAGCGCGGAGACGCGGUCGCGCGCGAUAUUUCCGAAAUAGAGUCGGGACGACGGCGAUGGUCGCCGGUUGAGCGAACGGCACGAAGUGAGGCGCGAGGCGCACGGCAUUUCCAACCCUCGUGUGUGCGAGCCGGGCGUGUGUCGCGCGCCUGACUUCAGGCGCAACGGCGCGCGCCAGCGGGCGCUGCGACUCGCGGGAAUUCGCGACUCGCGCUGACGACUUCCGGUCCUGACGGUGUCCGAGAAAUACGCGCGACUUUUACAUCGAUCCUCAUCGGCAGUUGAUGCGGUUGGUGCAGCGGGGCAAGCGGCGGGGGCGAUCCCGACCUUGACAUGGAGGGCCACGAUAUCCAAGAGCUGGUGGCCGCCAAGGACAGCGUGAUCGUCAGGGGUGGACAUCCGCCGUUGUGUUCUUCCUCAAACGGUGAUGCAGAUAUGGGCAUGGGUGCUGGAGUAGCGGGUCCCGUCCUGGCUCUUCCUGGUCCAGGAGUCAACGCCGCCCUCUCGCAGACAUGCGCCAUAUGCAGUGAUCGUGCCACGGGAAAGCAUUACGGCGCUGCGUCUUGCGAUGGUUGCAAAGGUUUCUUCCGCCGAUCUGUUAGAAAAAAUCAUCAGUACACAUGCAGAUUUCAAAGGAAAUGCCCGAUCGAUAGGGAUAAGCGAAAUCAGUGCAGGUAUUGCCGAUUACGAAAAUGCUUCAGAGCCGGUAUGAAGAAAGAGGCCGUGCAAAAUGAGAGGGAUCGGAUAAGUUGUCGACGACCUAGCAACGAGGAUUCGCCUGAUAAAAAUAAAGGCCCAUCGAAGGAGGACGUGGUAAAAGCGGAUGCACGGGCCGAAAUGCUCAGCAAACAAGUUGGCGGGUUAGAGCUUCAGCAGCCAGACAGUCCAAUCGAGAUUGAUCUCAGCACGAAACGGAUAGCUGGGAUAAACGACGUGUGCGAGAGCAUGAAGGAGCAAUUGCUGAUCCUGAUCGAGUGGGCCAAGUGUUUCGACGAGUUCAAGGCACUGUCGCUGGACGACCAGGUCGCGUUGCUGAGGGCUCACGCGGGCGAACACCUGUUGCUGGGAGUGGCGAGACGCAGUAGGAACUUCACGGAUGUCUUACUACUCGGCAACGAUUGUAUCAUCAUGAGGAACUGUCCUGUAAUAUCAUUGCAAUUCGUAGAGGGAAGCAACCAGCAGGAUCUGGACAUCAGCAAGGUGGGCAUCAGGGUGAUGGACGAGUUGGUAAAACCGUUUCAGAAGAUCAAGAUCGACGACACGGAGUUCGCUUUUCUCAAAGCCAUCGUGUUCUUUGAUCCGAACGCGAAAGGAUUGAGCGAUCAGAAGACGGUCCGAGAGCUACGUCACAACAUCCAGAUAAAGCUUGAGAAUCACAUCAGCGAUUAUCGUUGCGAUCUGCCAGGACAUUUUGGCGAUAUCCUGCUUAUGCUUCCGGCUCUACAGUCGAUCUCGUGGCAGAUGGUCGAGCAGAUCCAAUUCGUCAGGCUGUUCGGAGUGGCGCACAUCGAUAAUCUGCUUCAAGAGAUAUUCCUGGGCGGCACGACGUCGGAAAUGAACGGCACCGCCACGUCCUUACCAAUCUCGAAUACUGCCCCGGGUAGUUACAUGAGCAGCAACGAGAGCCCCAGCAGCCCCUUGACGCCAGCCAACACCGGCAACCUAAGUCCACAAAACGAUCAGAUGCCCGUCAUGAUUCUGAGGGAUCUUACGCCAAAUCAAGAGGACUUCAGAUUCUUCAAACAGGAGCCCAGCCUUGAGCCCGAGACCAGUUUCUGACUAACUUCGGGAGCUGAGCUCACCGCUGUAUAACUAAUGAUGUUCUGCUCAAACAGUUGCUCAAUUAAUAAAAUUCUACGCAGCGUGUAUUAUGUUAGUCGUAGCGUCGAAUCAAAUGUGAUCGUUGAUGUUGUUCCGUGAAAUAAAGGACGAGAAUGAGAAAAAGAGACAAAAGAUUAGCAUGUGUCGCAACAGAAAGAUUAACGUGUUAAGUUAGCGUGAAGGUAUCCGGGCUUAUAUGAUUAUAAGUUUAAUGACGCGGCAUGUUUCCUAGUUGCAAUCCAAGAUAGCCAAGGCCCGCACCUGUAAAUAACGAUUGAUCGCUGACCAAGAUAAAUGUGAUAAGCAAUAAAAUCGUAUCUUGCCACUACUUGCUACUAUCAUUGUUGCGACAAUAUUCAGAUCAUUUCCGAAACCGGGCUAGGACUAGGAGGAGAGUUGCACGUAAUACAACAGUGCAAUUGACAAUAAUAAUAAUUAGUGACUAACUUAGAGCAAAGAUUUAAAAAAAUAGAUUCAAUCUCGGUGAGUUUGAUUUCCUAUAGGUGCAUGAAAAAUGAUUCUUAGCUUUCACAGUCAUAGUCAGUCACAGCAGACUGUAGCAUUUCUAUUGUGCGUGACUAACAUUAAUAACGAUUGAGACUUUCCACAUUUUAUAAAGUCGGAAUUCGAAAUUCAGCGAUAUAAUGUGGGUUUUAAAUCCUGAUUUAGAGAGUAAAAAAUAAGAUCAUAAUCGACUAUUAAAUUUUUGUACAUACAGAAGUAUGUUUGCAAGUCGAAUUGAGUAAGCAGAAACGUUAUGUCAAACGUAAUAUAAGAAAUAUUUUCUCUAUUAUUCUGCUUACAUAGACACACAGUUCGCGAAUUGAUCGGAUACAUAGCGUUAUUGUAGUAGUGUAAAUAGCAUGUUGUAAUAAUAUGUAUAACAUUCCAAAUAUAGUUGUUAUUAAGCGUUAAACAUUAUAGAUAAUCUUAAAAUAGUUAUCGGGACACGUGCACUAACGUCAUCGAGUGCGGGUUCCCUGGAAAAUGAAAAGUGCGCCAUUGCAAUGCAAUUUACUAUUAAUAGCAUAGUGAUGAAGGGUGCACACGCGUUGGCCAUUUUGCGCGUGCGAAUGUCGAACGGUAAGCCAGUCCAUUAUAGCUGUGCUUAAUCACAAAUGGCUAGUGCAUCUUAUCGAAAUAUUAAUUAAAUUUUAGUGAGAUGUCAAAAUACUGACAUUAUGGCCGGAUAGAAAGCAAUAGCAUAAUAAUCAGAUAACAAGUUAACGAUAAAGAAGUGUAAUGAGUACGAAGUAUGACGUAGUACAUAAAUCAAUAAACACGCACAUCGAUC
This is a messenger RNA of Pogonomyrmex barbatus (red harvester ant), 3719 nucleotides long. RefSeq names its product Hepatocyte nuclear factor 4 (gene Hnf4). Lineage: Eukaryota; Metazoa; Arthropoda; Insecta; Hymenoptera; Formicidae. Gene Ontology annotation, molecular function: RNA polymerase II cis-regulatory region sequence-specific DNA binding; DNA-binding transcription factor activity; zinc ion binding. Gene Ontology annotation, biological process: regulation of DNA-templated transcription. The record is from RefSeq and is a predicted model, not a curated record.